This is a messenger RNA of Peromyscus californicus insignis, 4224 nucleotides long. Its product is annotated as translation initiation factor IF-2-like. The record is from RefSeq and is a predicted model, not a curated record. The coding region runs from base 1 to 795 and encodes 264 amino acids. The transcript has 3 exons. NCBI's taxonomy places the organism in Eukaryota, Metazoa, Chordata, Mammalia, Rodentia, Cricetidae.
AUGACGUUGGAAGACAAAUUUAGAGACCUGGUGGCGGCGCGGCGGGACCGCAGCGGGGGCAGCCCGUGCGGGGGCGCUGGGCCCGGCCGGCGUCUCCGCAGCAUCCCGCGGCUCCGCGCAUCGCCCCCCCCCGGCCGCUUACCUGCGUGGCGUGGCGCUCGGCUCCGGAGCACAUUCACAUGGUCCUCUCCCCGCCCUCCUCCGGCGCGGCCCAGGCGGCUCCGGCGGCUCCGCGGCGGGGCCCGGGAGCUCGUGGGCCUCGCGAAGCGCCGAGGGGGCGGCGCCGGUGUCCCCGGCCCGGCAGCCCGGUCCCUCCCUGGCGCGGGCGGCGGCUUUGUGUGCGCCCGGGGAGUCCUCGGAGCGCUCCGGCUCGCGGCGGCCUCGCUGCGCUCCUGGCCGGCGGGCGGGUCUCGGAGGCCCGGCGCACGGCGACCCCUCCUCCUUCUCCGCGGAGCCCCCUCCCCGCCGGCUGCGCUCCUGACAGAUGGCGCAACUGCACCGACGCGCCGCCGCCACCGCCGCGGCUUCUCGCAGCUACUCUCGCUGAUGCUCGGCUUGCUCCGGAUCCCGAGGGGUGCGGGAGGGGGCGGGACCCGCGCUGAGACUGUCAGGUGGCUCUGCCCUAUCAAAGGGCCCGCUGGGAGCCGAGGGCCGCGGCCAUUGGUGCGCGCGUGGGAGGCGGGACGGCCCUGGGUGGGGCCGCCGAGUGGGUUGAGCGUUACUGUGGUGGCGGGCAUCCUGGCAUGCGGGCCGCGCAGGGUGUGCGAGAGGAUGCGAGGUUGGAGGAGGAGGUAAGUGUUCUUCUUAUCCCCUCAUCAAAGAAACUUCUCUUUGCAACAGAUGGAGACCAUUACAGAGAACCACAACCAAUCAAAAUGCAGAGAAAGAGAGGUCAUGUAGUGCCCAGUCUCAACUGAUACAUCUGCAGCACAGUUCCUGCACCUAAGGCACAGGGAUCAUUGCAGAAGAGGAGAUGGAAAGAUUAGAAGAGCCAGAGGAUUGGGGAGUUUGCUGUGAGAUUGUGUUUCCCAGAACUAUCAGAGAGGUUACACUCAUGAAGUCCCAUCAACACGGCUGCCGGAACAAGACCUGAACAAUGACACCGAUGGACAUGUUAACAUGGAAAGGACCUCAAUGCUAGACAAAGAACUAUGAACAGCUGAGGAAGGCUGAGAGUGGGAAAAAUGAUCUUCUCCGUGAAAGGACUCCCCGACCCUGCAACUGGUGAUCAAUUACCAAGUGGUGAGCCCUGAGAUAAUAUACAUCCAGAUAAUGUUACAUGGACUGAAAAAUCUUGUACUUAUGAUUUAUACAUAUACAAAUGUGUGAUAUAUAUAUAUAUAAUUAUAUAUACAAUCAACAAUUAAGAGGCCAUGAAUUUGAGAGAGAAUGGGGGAAUACAUAGGAGGGGUUGGGGCAAGGAAAGGCAAGGAGAGAAAUGAUGUAAUAAGAACUUCAAAAACUAAAAAAAAUUAUCAUAAAAAAUUAUAAUUUCUCAUAGACAGAACAUGCAAGGGUAGGUAUACAAAAUUUAGUUGUGAAGGUCUCCAAGUUAAGAGAUGAAUAAGUCAACUUGCUACUCCCAGGAAGAUACUCCAGAGUGAUACUGUCUGACCAGCGCCACACUGAAUGUAUUAGUCAGGAGAUGUCAGGUGCUGUGACACUCUUCACCUGACAGAGGCAUUAUUAGAAUGUGCCCACCAUGGUUCAGACCCUUUUAGGUCACAGAUUUCUGUAGUACUAUAUUUUUUAAAAGGAUCACGCCUCAGCUUUACCUCAUGCAGCAAUCGCAUCUGUAUAAGAUAUAGAUCUUAUAAUGUAUAUGGUUAACUACUUUCAAGAAUUCAAAUAGUCUCUCGCCAGGCUGUCGAUGGAAAGAUGAGCAAAAGGACAAGAAAGGUUUCCCCCUUGCAAACGUUAAAAACUUCCUACGUCUAAUGUCACAAGAAAGGGACUUUACUAGGAGAUUGGUUCAUGGAAUCAAUGGGUACAUGUGAGAACUAGGCUCAGGGGAAAACAAACACCAAGAAACAUUGGUUGGGAUAUCUGUCAGGGGACCCCCUACUGCCAGACUUCAGCCACUAGAGGAGAGCAGAGCCCAGGUGUAUAUAUACUAAGCAGUCUCCUCAUCCUUAUCUCUUACUGGAGAUUCCAGUCUUUAGGUGGCACUACCCAACAGGCUGAUGGGACACUAGUGGUAGCUUGGGCAGGAGGGAACUGAGUGUUCUGUUCCUUCAGCUUAUAUGAAACAUGAAGAGUCCUGUCUCCAACCCAACUGAGAUAACAGGACUCUCUCAAAAAGAGAGUUGAGACAUUAAGCCAGAGUUUUUAAACUGGCAUUACAGUUGCUCACCUAACCCGGUGUUCUGGGACUGUUGUUACUUAUCAAACAGGAGCUUCUUCCUUUCCACUCAUGAUUUGUCCUCAGCAAAAAGAUCACAGACUAGAGUCUUAGCUCCCUCAAACGGUGCCCGUUUCACCAUAAUAAGAAUGAGCUUUCAGCUUUUAUUUCAUCUGCAUUUCUCAAGGGAGGGUUAAUUGUCUCUGAGAGUUAAUUAUCUAGGAUUUACAGCUGGUCUUUUGGCGUGAGGGCUCCUGAGAAAUGGGAAGAUUGAUGGAACAUUGCCUUUUCUCCUGUCUUAAGAGUCGACUUAGAGGCCCAGGCUGUCUUAGCCUCCUCCUGUGUAUUGUCCUUCAUGUAGGAGACACUCCUGUGGUGGUUCCUGGCUCACAAUGACCCACCUCACCCUAACUGUAGCCAAAUGAUCAGGAUUAGACACUGAUCCCAGACUGAGACAAGUAUUAUUUACUGAGAAAUCAAACAUUAGACCAGAGUUAUACAGAUGUGAAUAUAUUAGUCAGGAAAUACCAGUUGCUGUAACAAAUAAUCCUCAUCUCUCCUUGAGCUUACAUAACAGAAAUUCGCUACCUCUCUCAGAUCACAGGGAAGCUGUUUCAUAAUGUGGUUCAGAAUUUAAACCUGGAUUUCACUCAAGUCAUUCUGUUCAAACUACUGGGAAAUAAAGGGAAGAAGAAAAUUGCAUGGCAGAUUUUUAGAGUCAGUCCUAAAAGUGACACACACGAUUUCUGCUCAUUGUCUGUUGGUCAUGUGACUGUAGUGUAGUACACAUGAGCCGGAAAUGUAGUACAGUGGGUUCCCAGGCAGAAGAGGAAAUGGCUUUGGCAAGUAUCUUGCCUAUAUGCAGCAUUAGGAGCUGGUGGUGUAAGUAUGCAGUGCUCAGGCAGAGACUAGGUAGAUAUACAUUUUCCAUCAGUACCAGAAUACAUUUUACAUUUCACAUGGGUAUGUAAUAUAAAUUCAUAAUCUCAGAUAGUUCUAAACAUUAGAAGGAUGACCAACAGCAACUCUCCAAAUUUCAUUUUGAAUAUUGCUUUACUUAGGCCAGCCUUUUGUUUUGUUUACUGUAUAAUCCAGCCAUCCUUAUCAAGCAAGAUACUAAGAGGCAAGGGAUGUUUUUGCCAAGGUAUGAGUCAGAUGGCACCAAUCUUGAGUCUGCAACCAUCUGUUGAUAGUAUGUGGAGGGCAGAGCUUAUUCCUUGAUAUGGGUGUUACUUUUUCCGUUGCUGUGAUAAAAUAUCCCAAUAAAAGCAUUUAAGGGAAAGAGGACUUAUUUUGUCUCUCAGUUUGAGAUCACAGUCCAUCAUGGUGGGGAAGGCCUGGUGACAGGAGCUGGAGGAGGCAGCUGAUCACAUUGCAUCUGCAGUCAAGAAGCAGAAAAUGGUGGAUGCUUGUGCUCAGCGGAAUUUUUCCUUUGUAUGUAGGACCCCAGCCCAGGGGAUGAUGCCACCCACUUUUAGGGUGGAUCAUCCUGCCUUACUUAAUCUAGUCAAGAUCAGCUCUCACAGGCAUGGCCAGGAGCUUGUCUCUCAGAUGACUAUAAAUCCCUUCACAUUGACAAUAAACAUGAACCGUCACACUUGAAAAAUGCCGUGUGUAAUUUUUAUCCUUCAGAAAUGUUUUAUUCCUCAUGAAUAUACUUGAAGAUUCUUUGAGUGUGCCUUACUCCAAAUUUUUUUCCAGAUUAGUUAAAGCAAGGUCUGAGUCAGCUAUAUUUAACAAGAGAUGAUGCAGAAAUGAACAUUUCCACAAAGUCCAAGAGGAACACAAUCCAUUUUAAGGAUCCUAAUUCACUCAACUAAUACCUGCUAGUCAACAUGUAAAUCACCUGCAGACUUUGUGCUUAUAAAAAUGCCUAAAUCGUC